Molecule: messenger RNA, 4494 nt
Organism: Dictyostelium discoideum AX4
Lineage: Eukaryota; Evosea; Eumycetozoa; Dictyosteliales; Dictyosteliaceae
Exons: 4
Coding region: 1-4494 (1497 amino acids)
Biological process (GO): chromatin organization
Source: RefSeq, a predicted model, not a curated record
AUGGACCCAAAUAGUUUAACAAUACAAAGCUUGAAAAAGGAAUUAUCUGAUCGUUCAAUAGAUUUCUCAAAUUGUAGAUUAAAAGUACACUAUGUUGAAUUAUUAGAAAAUGAUAUUAAAAGAAAAGAAGAUGAGUUAAAAGAAAAACUUAAAAAAGAAAAAGAAGAAAAAGAAAAAAGAGAUAAUUUAAAAAAAAGAAAAUCAAUUGAACCUUCACCAGAUAAAUCUUCAAAUACACCUAUAGUAGCAAGAACUAGAAAACAAGCUGCUGAGGUUUUAAAAAAACUUAAAGAACAAGAAGAACAAGAAGAAGAAGAAGAAGAAGUAAAAAAUGAAAAAGAAUUAGAAAAUGAUAAAAUGGAUACAGAUAGUCAUGAUAAUCCAAAGACAACCACACCAACUUCAUCAACUACCACUACUACUACCACACCAAAGUCAAAAACAAAUAAAAAUAAAAAAAAUGAGAAAAUAGAAGGAGAAGAUGUUACAGAUGAAGAGGAUUCUCAUAAAUCAAAGAAAUUAAAACAUGAUUCUAAAACUACAACUUCAACAACAACUUCAACUUCAACUCCUAUAACCACAGAAAAAGGUAGAAAAAAUAAAAAUAAAAAUAAUGAUAAUAAAAAUAAUAAAGAAAAACAAAAAGAAAAAGAAAAACCAAUUAUUAGACUUAAAACAAUUGAACCAAAACUAUUAUCAGAUAAACCAUACAUUAUACCACCAUUUAAAGAAGGUACAGAAUAUUCAGAGAUAUUAUUUUGGAAAAUAUUUAGAAAUAUAGUAUUAAAAAGAAGGAUAUUAGAUGUGUUACCAAAAGAUUUAAUGAAAAUUGAAAGAUAUGAUAACUUAUUUUGUGCACGUUGGUUAUUAACAAAUGGUUAUUUAGAAACAUUGAUUGAUUUAGUUAAAAGAGAUAAAUACAUCUUUUGGCAAUUCAGAUUUGGUUCAUUUUCAACUGAACUUCAUUGUGAUUAUGAACUUUUAUCAAGUUUCAACAUUGACGAUCACCAAUUCUUUGAAGCUUUCUAUCGUCGUUAUAAACAUAGUUUCAUUUAUGCAUCUUGUUUACAUUUAGAUCAAUUAAUUAAAAUUCCAAAAAUAUUUGAUUUAAUGGUUAAAGAUAAAGAUGUAAUAUUCCCAUCAUUUUCAUUAACUCAAGAUUUAUCACUUUUAAAACUUCAAAAUAAUAAUAAUAAUAAUAAUAAUAAUAAUAAUAAUAAUAAUAAUAAUAAUAAUAAUAAUAAUAAUAAUAAUAAUAAUAAUAAUAAUAAUAAUAAUAAUAAUAAUAAUAAUAAUAAUAGCACUACUUCUUCCACUACUAAUAACAAUAAUACAACUAAAGCAACAACUACAACAACGACAACAACUACUACAACUACUUCUACUUCAACAACUACCACCCCUAAUAAGAGUAAUGAUAAUAAUGAUAAUAAUGAUAAUAAUGAUAAUAAUGAUAAUAAUGAUAAUAAUGAUAAUAAUGUACAUUUAGAUUUUGAAAUGUCUAAAAUAAUUAAAAAUCAUUUUUAUAAGAGUUUUCCAAUUAUUCAUAGAUUUAGAUCAGAUUUUAUAGAGGUUAAUAAAGAGUCAUUUUCAAUAAAUAAGGGAGUUGAAAGUGGUUUCGGUCAUAUUAUAAUACCAUAUUUAUUGAAUGAAUGUGUUGGAUUCCAAUUUAAUGAUUACAAGAAUGCUUUUAAUCCAAGUGACUUGUAUAAUUUAACAAAGACUGAUUUCAAAUUAUUAUUAGAUAAAGGUUGCAUAAAUUUAAAUAAUAAUGAUAAUAAUAAUGAUAAUAAUAAUGAUAAUGAUAAUAAUAAAUCUAUUACAUUCAAUCAACGUAGUAAAGAUAUGAAUCCAGAUCCAUUAUAUAAUGAUAUUACAAUAAAACAAUUAUAUAAUCUUUGUUUUAUUAAAGCAAUUUGUAAAUCAAAUAAUAAUAAUAAUAAUAAUAAUAAUAAUAAUAAUAAAAAGAAAAAACAUCAAAUUCAAGAAAUUUCAAAAUUAGAUUCAAUAAUUAUUAUUAAUGAUGAUGAUGACGAUAAUAAUAAUCAAGAAUUUUUAAAUGAAACAUUAUAUAGUAUUUCAAAAGAUAAUGAAAUUGUUAAAAAAUUAAUUGAAUUUUAUUUAGAAUUAAGUGAUUCAAAAGAUUUGGUUAUGUUAUUCAUAUAUUCAUGUAAAUAUAAUCAAUUAAAAUCUUUAGAUAAAUUGGAUGAUAAAAUUUUAAAAGAAUAUAAAGGAUCAUAUUUACCAUUCAUAUCAUUUAUGAAUUUAAAAGCAUUACAAAAGAUUCAAAAGAAAUUAGAUAAAAUAGAGACUUUAGAAAAUACUAGUAGUAGUAUUUCUCUAAUUUUAAAAUGUGAUUUUUCAACAUUCAAAUUUAUAAAACCACCAUUAUCAACUGCAUCUGACAAUGAAAAAUUUAAUGUUGAAAAUCAAAAAAUAAUUGAAAAAAGAGAUGAUAAAUUAGAUAAAUUAAGAUCAAUAACAAGAAAUUCACAAAGUGAUAUAAAAUUAAAAAUUUAUGAUCAAGAAGAAAAUGAAAAUGAAAAUAAAGAAAAUGAAAAUGAAAAAGAAAUGGAAAUAGAAAAUGAAAAAGAAAUUGAAAAUGAAAAUAAAAAUGAAAUUAAAAUUGAAAUUAAAGAAUUUAUUAGUAAAGAAAAAGAAUUAAAAAUUAAUUUUUUAGAAUUUUUAGGUAAACAAUUUUUAACAUUAGAUGUUUCAUUUAAGAGUCAUUGUAAAAUAAUUCAAGAAUUAAUUUAUUAUGGUGAUGAAAUGUUGUUAAAAGGAUUUUUAGAAAAGAUAAAUUAUAGAUAUUUAUUAAUUAGAAGGGAAAAGAAUGAAAGAUUAGAAAAGAAUGAAAAUUUGAAAUUUCCAGAUUUUAAAAUUUUAAAAUUCUUUUUAGAGAAUCAAUUCAUUCAUGAUGUUAAUAGGUUAUCAUUUUCAAGAGAAUAUCAAACUGGUAUUGAUUUAAAUUAUAUUUUAGAGGAGAAAGAGAACUAUCAACAAUAUUUCGAUUUAUUAAUUGGUGCAAAUAUUGUAACACCAGAGAAAUGUAGAAACAAUUUAAUCGAAUCAAAAGGUGUUGGGAAUAAUUUGGAAAAGUUUAUUUAUUUCUAUAAUUUUGGUUUUAAAUUCUCUCAUAAAUAUUUAACAGAAUCAAUAUUGGAAAGACCAAAAAUUGCAACUUUUAUCUUAAUAAAUUCUGAAGAUAUUAAUUUCUUUUUUCAAUAUAGACUUCAUGAUCUUUCAAUACCAACUUCAUUUUCAAAUUUUAUUUUAACAAUUAUUAAAAUUUAUAAAGAACAAUUAAAAAAAUUAAAAACAAUAACAACAUCAACAACAACAACAACAUCAACAUCUAAUUCAACAACACCAACACCAACACCAACACCAACAUCAACAUCAAUAACAACUUAUAUAUCAAUAACAACAAUUGCUUCAAAAAAUAAUAAUAUAACAACAAUAAAUUUACCAAAAGGAUUAGUUAUAACUGGACCAAGUAUUACAGAUUCUACAACUAAUACAACAACAUUAGAGAAUAUUGUUGAAACAGAAUUACCAUUAGAAAAUUUAAAAUCAAAAGAUAUUUUAUUAGCACUUGGUAGUAAAAAAUAUGUAACAAUUGUAUAUAAUGAAAAUAAUUUUAAUGAAAAAAUGUUUAAAUUAAAUUUAAAAUUUUCAAAUUGUCCAAAAGAAAUUGAAAUGAAUAGAGAGAGUUUUGAUUUAUUAUUACCAAAAUAUUUAGGAGAAAGAGGUAAUUUAGAAUCGAUUAGAUUGUAUAUUUCAAGUUAUUUUCCAACGGUUGAAUCUGAAAAGAAUUUAAGAGUACAAUGUUUACUUGGUCUGUUGAAGGGUUGUACGAUGCAAGCCAAUUUAAAAGCAUUGGAAAUGAUUUACAAUGAAUUUCCACAUGUUUUCUCUGUUUGUACAAAACUUGGUAAUGAAAAAAACAAUUUUAUUCAUUUAAUAAAGCUACAACAACUUAAAGAGCUAUUAUAUGAUGCUAUUAAAAUUAGGGCUUUUGAAAUUGCAGAUUUCUAUUUGGAUGUUAUUAAAUUACCAGUAACCGGUAGACAAUUAUCAGAUGCAGCAAGAAGAAAUAUUAUCUCUUUGAUUUAUGUAGCUCAAAAGAAUAGUAAAACCUAUUAUGAUGAAGGUCAAUUUGAAAAGAUUAAAAAAUCUGGUUACUCUUUAAUAAUUCCAAAGUCUGUCACUGAUCAAACCAAUUCAAUGAUUGAAAAAAAACAUAAAAGAGAAGAAUUAAAACAAGAAAGAUAUAAUCAAAUUUGUCUUUAUAAUUAUAAUUCUGAUUCAAGUGAUGAUGAUUAUUUAUAUAAUUUAGAUUCUGAUGAUGAUGAUGAUUAUGAUUAUCAAUUUGCUAAUAAUAAUAAUAAUAAUGUUGGUUGUAAUAUAAUAUUUUUUUAUUUUUUUUUUUUUAAUUAUUUUUUUUUUUUAUUUUUUUUUUGGGUUCAAUAUUUUAUUUUAAAAAAAAAUUAG